Messenger RNA from Drosophila kikkawai, 2531 nucleotides. It is a transcript of the gene Elp2, whose product is annotated as elongator complex protein 2. Lineage: Eukaryota; Metazoa; Arthropoda; Insecta; Diptera; Drosophilidae. Gene Ontology annotation, biological process: tRNA wobble uridine modification. The record is from RefSeq and is a predicted model, not a curated record. Gene Ontology annotation, molecular function: protein binding. Gene Ontology annotation, cellular component: elongator holoenzyme complex.
GUCACUGUUAACCAACCACACGUGCAAAACAUAAACAAAGUGCCGACUUACAAUUGGGUUUUUAUUGUUUUUACUUAUUUAAAAAGGAAAUAAAGCUGAUUGGCAUGGAGGUGGAUAAUCUGUACACUUCGGUGGCCUGCAAUCGCUGCACAGAGUGCGCGGAUUGGGGCCCAAAUGGUCUGAUUGCUUACGGAGCCUGCAAUGCAGUUGCUGUUAUGGACCCCAAGUUUAAUGGCAACUCGGCCAAGAUUCUGUUUACCUUAGUGGAGCACACAAAGCGAGUAAACACUGUAAAGUGGCUCAACAACGAGAGGCUGCUCUCUGGCGGCGAUGACGGAAAUGCUGUUCUCUGGAAAGUGGACGACUCUGGGGCCACCAAGCAUGUGCUCCUCAAGGGCCACACGAGUGGUGUGAACGCUGUGCAUGGAGUGCGCCGGGCGGAUUGCUCCUGGUUUCUGGCCACCGCUGCUGCGGACAGCAGCAUCAGGCUCUGGAGCUACCUCGAUGGCGUCGUUUCUUGCUUUCAAACUAUCCAACUGUCGGGCGGCUUCUGCUUCUCCCUGCGCCUUACAUUGCUCCCUAGCAGCGAUCAUGUUCUCCUAGCCUUCAGCGGCGAUGACGAGAGCGUUUCGCUGUAUGCGGAGCAGGUGGAAGCCACAGGUGGCGCCGACUCCCUGGGCCGGCAGUUCCAUCGCGUCCACAAGCUCAGCGGCCAUGAGGAUUGGGUGCGCGGACUGGACUUUGUCUACGACGGAGAGGACCUGCUGCUGGCCAGCGGUUCGCAGGAUAACUUCAUACGCCUCUGGAGGAUAGCGCCACGCAGCGAGGAGCAGAUGCGCGAGAACCGCAUAGAUCUCCUGCAGAUGAGUGAGAGCGAGGCCGAGAUCAAGGUGGAGGAGAAGAUCCUGCAGCUAGGCGAGCAGGCCUGGUAUGCUGUGAGCCUGGAAUCAGUGCUGUACGGCCACGAGGGAUGGGUCUAUGGCGUGCACUGGCACAAGACGAGGGAGGGAGAGCUGCGCCUGCUCUCCGCGUCCAUUGACAAAACCCUCAUAGUUUGGGCUCCCACCGAGGACGGCGUCUGGCUGGAGCAAGUCCGCGUUGGCGAGGUGGGCGGCAACUCGAUGGGCUUCUUCGGCGGCAAGUUCUCCGACGACGGACACUCGAUUGUGGGCCACAGCUACCAGGGCGGCUUCCACAUCUGGAAUCAGGACCCUGAUCGUCCCCAGCUCUGGUCCUCCAGCGUAAUUGUGGGCGGUCACUAUGGCGAGGUUAGGGAUCUGGCCUGGGAGCACGACGGCGCCUAUCUGAUGAGCGUAUCGGCGGAUCAGACAACGCGCCUGCACGCUCCUUGGCUGCAGGAUUCAGCUGAUCCCACCUGGCACGAGCUGGCGCGUCCGCAAAUCCAUGGCUACGACAUGCAGGCCUUGGCCUUGCUUUCACGCUACAAGUUUGCUAGUGGAGCGGAGGAGAAGAUCGUGCGAACGUUCCAGGCACCGGCGAACUUUAUCGAAAACUUCCGGCACAUCAGCAGGGUGGAGAGCGAUGAGGCGGGAGAUGCUCUACUGGAUUCUCUGCCCAAGGGAGCCUCUGUGCCCUCCCUGGGCUUGUCCAACAAGGCUGUGUACAAAGUGGACUCCAGUGCGGAGGAGACCGGCAAGGGCAAAAGCGAGUAUCCCGAAAGCUAUUUCGUUCCCAUUACUCUGGAAACGCCGCCCCAGGAGGAGACCUUGAUGCAGAACACCCUCUGGCCAGAGAUGCAGAAGCUUUACGGCCAUGGCUACGAGAUCUUUGCCCUGGCCGCCACUGCGGAUGGCUCUGUCUUGGCCUCCACCUGCAAGGCCAGCAAUGCCGAGCACGCUCAGAUAAUCCUGUGGAACCCAUCAAACUGGAAGCAACUGCAGAAGUUGAGCGGCCACCAGUUGACGGUCACGCAACUUAGUUUCUCUCCGGACGCCCGAUACCUGAUCUCCGUGUCGCGCGACCGCCGCUGGUGCCUGUACGAGAAGCAGCAGGACUCCACAGCGGGCUACCAGCUGGUGGCCAGCACGGACAAGUCGAACGGAGUGCACACACGCAUCAUCUGGUCAUGCGAUUGGUCGCACGACGGACAGUUCUUUGUGACCAGCUCGAGGGAUGGCAAAGUAGUGGCCUGGCAAAAGGGGGACAACGACGACGCCUCCUCCCUGAACGGCUGGCGGGCGGCGGCGGUGCUGGAGCUCAAGAAUGAGUCAAUCACGGCGGUGGCUUUUUCCCAUGACUACCUAAACGGAAGCAACGACACAUAUAUUGUGGCGCUGGGCACGGAAAGUGGCCUGAUAAAGAUAUAUCAGUUGGUUAAGGGGGAGUGGAAGCUGCUCGCCGACUUGAACAAAGACCAAGCCCAUCACCUCACCGUGAGGAGGCUCCGGUUCCGGCCCGUACAGAAGCAUCUCCAGCUGGCGAGCUGCGGCGAGGAUCACCUGGUGCGCAUCUACGACAUAAAGCUGACAGGAGUUUGACUUUGUCUGCAUUAAACUAGCCUUAUUAGCUUA